Molecule: messenger RNA, 1338 nt
Organism: Durotheca rogersii
Lineage: Eukaryota; Fungi; Ascomycota; Sordariomycetes; Xylariales; Xylariaceae
Exons: 3
Coding region: 351-1079 (242 amino acids)
Source: RefSeq, a predicted model, not a curated record
UGGGUCGACUAACGAGACUCUGGCCAUUACUAAUGCAGAGGAGCGAUGGGAGGUCAGAUGACAGACGUGACGGUGGCGUGUCGAAUUACUCCGCUGGCCCCCCUGCUUUGUUCCCAGGCGCGCGUCGCGAACAGACGGCAGGCAGGCAAGAUGCAUGGCCCCGAGGCAUGCAUAAACUGCUGCACGCAUGUAUCAAGCAUUGUGGUCUUAUAAUAUCCGCACAUAGGUACGCCUGCGUGACCUCGUCGUGACUAUCGCAGGCUCCUAUCCGAGGAGCGAGGAGGAGGGAAUAGAGAGAAGCAAAGACCGAAGGAGGCCGAGAUAUUUCCUAGCGGAUUGGGCUGGUCGGGAUGAGCAUCAUCGUUGGCCAAGAGGCGAGAGCAGCAAGUCCAAGCGACGAGGAUUGCCAUAUGAGCGAUGUCAGUUUGGAGUCCCAUUUCUUCGUUAGGGGGGGCUGUAAAGGAGGUCGAGCACGGAUUUCCGCCCCCGGCCUGGACAAGUUCACUGGCGUUGGAGAGAUGCCGGCAAAUGGCAAGGCAAGGACGAAGCUCACAAUUAGCAAUUUCCUGAUUGGCCAGUCCCUCCACGCGACCUACCCCACUUUCUGGCCAAAGUACCCAGCAGGUCAGCGUUGUACCCAUCGAGGUACCCAACUUAACCUAAGCGUACUAGCACGCCCGAACCGUCGUCGUCUUGUCCCAGCUCGAGCAACCGGUCCCCGCCUACGCACGUCGUCACGUCCUGCUUGCAUGGGCCGUCUCGUCUCCACCUGCAGUCCAUCAUGCUUGGCUGCCCCGUUCUCCCCGUCUUCCCCGUUUUCCCCGUGUUUUACGCCUGCUUCUUCGUCCGGCCCAUGCUCUCUUCUCUAUCUUCUUCGCACGCACCUCGCACACAGCCUGUAUGGGGAUACACGACGAUGCUACCGUAGGCACCGCAAACCCCCCCUGUUUCCCCGUGAACACUCGUUUGCGACCAGGGUAGCUAUUCCGCGCACAGAAUGCCGAGCCAGAGACCACGACGAGCCAGCCUACGCAAGCACCCGCCCGUGCUUACCAGCGUCUAGAGGGAGUGGUCGUUGAAGUUCCGCGAGCUGCGAGAGCAGAAGAGGGGGAGGGAACAUCGACGAAGAAUAAGUAGAAGAACAAGGGGACAGGGAGAGGGAGAGAGGUAGAGGGAGGGGGGUUUCGAUUUUCCAUCUGUACAGCGGUCGGUGGAUGUCGAAACCCUCUCGCCCCCUCCCCCCCCUUCAUCUGCUCUCUCUACGUGGUGUAUCCCCGCGCCCGCUCCAAGGUGUACAUGGCAUAUACAUGGAUGUCGGGGAAGAGGUACCUGAGGCAA